Sitodiplosis mosellana (orange wheat blossom midge) is the source of this 567-nucleotide messenger RNA. RefSeq lists its product as uncharacterized. The record is from RefSeq and is a predicted model, not a curated record. The transcript is spliced from 3 exons. Lineage: Eukaryota; Metazoa; Arthropoda; Insecta; Diptera; Cecidomyiidae. The coding region runs from base 111 to 491 and encodes 126 amino acids.
GCCCUCCUCUAUACGCCAUUAUUAUUUGCAAGUAAACAAAAAUCAGCAGCAUUCUGCUAUCACUCGUUGAACGAAGCGUUUGCAGUGUUUACGGCUUAUCGUCUUUAAAAAUGUCAUCGAAACUUUGUUACUUUCUAAUCGUGUUGAUUUGUGGUCAAGCGUGUCAGAUAUCUGGUCGUCAAAUAGUCCGACGCGAUGUCCCGAAUCACCAAAAUAUGGUGCCAACAAAAGAGCUAACGGAUGAAGACAUUGCAAAAAUGAAACAGGAAAUGGCGGCGCAAUUGACGCCUGCUCAAUUGAAACAAUUUGGAGAGAUAUUAACGAAAUUUAAAAAGGGUGCAACGCCCACAGAUUUCGUCGAAGGAAUGGUUCAAUUGUUGGUAUUAGCCGUUGCCGUUGGAUCAAAUGCGACUGACACUGAUAUUACGAAACUAUUCAAUGAAGAUGUUCAAACCACAACACUCGGCUCAAUUGCCGAAAAUAGAAUCUAGAACAUUUUGUUGUUUUUUGUGAGGAAAUUAUUUAGUUUUUUUUAUUAAAUGAUUAAAAAAUGUUCAUAAAAUGGUU